Bacidia gigantensis is the source of this 609-nucleotide messenger RNA. RefSeq lists its product as uncharacterized. The coding region runs from base 1 to 609 and encodes 202 amino acids. The transcript has a single exon. The record is from RefSeq and is a predicted model, not a curated record. NCBI's taxonomy places the organism in Eukaryota, Fungi, Ascomycota, Lecanoromycetes, Lecanorales, Ramalinaceae.
AUGCUGACCAUACCAUGCCCGUACCCACCUUACGAGAACGAUGAGGACCAAAAUCUUUGUGAUCAUGGAGCUCCAGUCCAGGGUUACGCCUUUGCCAUUUCCUCCACGAUCGUUGCGAAAGUUCCAUUCCAGUUUCACGUCCCCAUCAGCGCCGAUGCAACUGAGGAGGACUCGGCAGAACAAGCCUUCUGGCGCGACCAUAGCCUACGGAGUUUUGAGCUGCUACGCAAAGAGGGUCGUUUUCCUGUCGCUACUGGGGCGGAAAUUCUCAAAGAUGUUAUUACGAAUGGGUGGACGGGCUGUAACUCUGCUCGUUCUUUCGAGGAAAUCGAGAGGGAAGUGCUCGAUGCUAUCGGGGCUGCGGAGUCUACCCUGAAGGUGCACAACUCUGCUUCCUGGGAUUGGAUGGGUGGGCUCGCUGCUUGGUUCGGGAAGUCCGAGGUCAUUACUGCUGACGAUACCAAAAGUCUGGAAGCAGACUGCUUGCAUUGGCUGGAGAGUAACACUAUCAGACCUGACUGGCUCGAGGAAGAUGACUAUCGCGCAAGGUGGGAAGCUAUUGGGCUACACGUAGAGCCUGGGAUUCACGAAUAUCACAUGGGAGGCUGA